Cotesia glomerata is the source of this 1165-nucleotide messenger RNA. RefSeq names its product frequenin-1. NCBI's taxonomy places the organism in Eukaryota, Metazoa, Arthropoda, Insecta, Hymenoptera, Braconidae. The transcript is spliced from 6 exons. Gene Ontology annotation, molecular function: calcium sensitive guanylate cyclase activator activity; calcium ion binding. Bases 638 to 883 code for a protein of 81 amino acids. The record is from RefSeq and is a predicted model, not a curated record.
CUGGUUAACUUAUAUAGAUUUAACCAGCCAGUAUGACGCCGGGAAUCGUAACGUCAUGACGGAUUCACUUCUGUAUAAUAUGCCUUGUUUGUUUCUUUUAAUUUGGAGUAAAAAUAAAGUGAGUGAAGAAUAUACAUAUAACUGUUUAUGAAUGAAAAUCUACAUGAUUAUAUCAAGAGAUAUUUUUCAUGAAUGUAGCUAAAGUUAUUAACAUCAUGUUUACCUCUUAAACACUCGUUUUAUUGUAUUUAUAUUUUAUAAUCAACUAAUUGUGAAGGUUAUAGUAAUUAUAAGUGGACAUUGUUUUAUAUUAACUCAGCAGGUGAGGUUAAAGCCUGAAGACGAUUCUACACAUCGUACGAUAGUGAAUAAACAAUAAAAUACUUGGAGGAACUUAUAAGUCGCAGGGAUAUAUCACAGUUGAAAUAAAACUUUGAUAUUUUUCAUACUAUAUAAAUACGACAAUUUUGGAUUCAAAAUUGUCAACAGCUCAAGAGAAACUGAUAAUAAUAAUAAUAAUAAUAAUAUUAUAUAAAAUAUAAAAGUUAUAUAAUUCAAGUUAUACUAGGUCAGAGCAAAUUGAGGGUAACUGAAAAAAAGGAAUUGUAAAAAAAGAAAUUUAUUGACGCCAACGAAUAUGGGGAAAAAAAACAGUAAACUCAAGCAAGACACAAUCGAUCGUCUAACUACGGACACAUAUUUUACUGAAAAAGAAAUUCGACAAUGGCAUAAGGGAUUCCUUAAAGAUUGCCCUGAUGGUCUCUUAACAGAACAAGGAUUUAUCAAGAUCUACAAGCAAUUCUUUCCGCAAGGAGAUCCAUCCAAGUUUGCUUCACUUGUAUUCAGAGUUUUUGAUGAAAAUAAUAGGUCCGAAAGAUGUUGAAUUGUAUUGCUUACGUCUGCGCUAAUGAAAUCUUCUAACUCGCUCUAUUUUACUGCACAUCGGAAAAGCAAAAAAGGUUUGGAAAAUCCAAAAGUGCAUGUCUUACGUGCUCAUUUAACCAUAGAAGUAAAAAUGGAAUAAAGAAAAUAAUUUAUUUCACAAAAUUGUCACAUGGUGGUCGUAUACAGGAUAGUAUUAACGUUAAAAUCUCUUCGAAUUUAAAUAUCAGGGCUCCAGUUGACCAUUAAAAGAAUCAUUAACGAAUCAUGUUAGAAAGUCUAU